UCACCGCAGCUGAGCGUCGCCGCCGGGUCAUCGCCGUCUACUCGUCCUCGCCAUCGAGCUCACCCCUCGUCAUCAGCCACGCCUCCGACGGCAUUCGAGCUCAGCCCUCAGGUUCAUCGCCGCCUCCGGAGAUCGAUCAAGCCCUCGACGUCAUCCUCGCCAUCACCUCCCCCCUCCUCUCCACCUCACGAAAUCGCCGCAGCCUGCGCUUGCCGUCCCCGCUCAGUGUUGCCGCCGGCUCAUCGCACUUCGCCGCUGUCGAGCUCGCCUCCACCGAGGUAAGGCAUCAGGUCUAAAUUAACGUGUUAGUUCUAACUGAAAUGCAUGUUAGCUAGCUCUAAAUUAACGUGUUAGUUUUAACUGAAAUGCAUGUUAAUGCUACCGGGAUGCAUGUUAGCUCUAAUGGAGAUGAUGUUAGUUCUAUUACGAGGCAUGUUAGUUCUAGUUGGCGUUCCUGUUAGAUCUAGUGGAUUUCAUGAUGGUUCUAUCUUCCCUCAUGCAUAUUCCUUGGAUCUAUCUUCUUCCUUUUAAUUUCAGCUCAUACAUUACUUGGUUUGCAGCACUCACUCUAUGGCUACGAGCCGGAUAAUUUAGAGCUAUUUUUGCCAUGUAUUGUUAAAUUGGAUAUAAACUUUAAAUUUGGUUUAAACUAUCGUUUAGAAAUUGUUUAGUGAAAUUGAAAGAUCAACUUGAUGACGUUUUUUGAGCGAUUUUGAACUUCUUAUAUGUGAUAAUUUGAUAGCUUGUAUAGACACUCCACCAAUUCUCUCACGUGAGGCAACAAUGGAAGAAGAUAAAAGCCAGGACCAUGAUCUACUAUCUACAACAUGGCUUCCCCCUCAGGCAUCCGAGCAUGAGGAGAAUGGUGAUGAGCUUAUGGGCGUUGAAAAUGGUGAAGAUAAUUUAAACAGCGUUGAUCCAUAUAUCGGAAUGGAGUUCUCUACUCAUGAGGAAGCUUAUAAUUUCUACAAUGCAUACGCCAGACUUAAGGGAUUUGGUGUUCGCAAGGGUCACACAGCUUGGUCGAGAAAGAAAGAUGCAAUCCUAUCUAGAAUAUUUGUAUGUGACAAAGAAGGCUUUAAAUCUUUAAAAGAUAAAAGAGAAGAUGGUCGGAAUGUAAUUCGAAAGUUCGAUACAAGAUGUGGAUGCAACGCAAGGAUGGUUAUUGGACUUGAUAGAAGCACUGAAAAAUGGGUGGUCCGAAAGUUAAACAGUAAGCAUAAUGGUCAUCCAUUAACCACCCCAACUCGGGUAAAGAAGCACUACUCACAUCGGACACUUCAUCGAGCUCAAUCGACAAAAAGGUUGAUAGAUACUCUUGACAAUCAAGGUUUACGGCCUUCUGCCAUUUGUAAGGUUGUAGACGUUGCUCAUGGCAAUGAACAAGGCUCUCUCACUCAACAAGAAUGCCAAGCACAACUUAGACUUAAACGAAGAAACAACGUCGGCCAUGAGUGCGUGAACAUAGUUCGUCAAUUUCAAGAGAAAAAGGUAUCUGAUCCUCAAUUUUACUUCGCACUUGAUUUAGAAAAUGAUGGGACGAUGAGAAGUGUUUUUUGGAUGGAUGGUAGGUCGAGGACUUCUUACUUGCAAUUUGGAGAUGUUGUUUGCUUUGAUGUUACAUAUAGAACGAACAAUUUAAAAUUGCCGUUUGCACCAUUUACGGGCGUUAACCAUCAUCGACAGUCUACUCUAUUUGGGUGUGCGUUACUGGCCGAUGAAACGGAGGAGACGUUUAUAUGGUUAUUUAGCCAAUGGUUAAAAUGUAUGUCGGGUAUAGCACCAGUAACAAUCAUCACUGAUCAAGAUAAAGCUAUGUGUGGUGCUAUUCACAAAGUUUUUCCUAAAACUCGCCAUCGCUUUUGUUCUUGGCACCUUCGUAGGAAUGCCUUACAAAAUCUUCAAUCAAUGCAUAAUGAUUAUGGUGAGGAUGUUGGUGUAAAGUAUAACAAAUGGUAUUGGAGUAAAUCGGAAGAAAAAUUUGAAAAGCGUUGGGAAGAAAUGAGGGACAAAUAUGGUGCAGAUAAAAGGAGUUGGUUAGUAAAUUUAUACAAUCAUCGAGAUCAUUGGGCUCCAGUGUAUCUUAAAGACACUUUUACUGCAGGAAUGACAUCUACUCAGCGGAGUGAGGGAAUUAAUGCUUUUUUUGAUCAUUUUGUGAAUGUAAAUACCGAGUUACAUGAUUUUGUUAAGCAGUAUGAUAAUGCUGUCAGAGCUCGCCGAGCCGCUGAACUUGAGCAAGAUUUUAAGUCCACAAACUCUGUUCCUACAUUGAUAAUUGAACAUCCCAUUGAAAAACAAGCUAGGGAGAAUUAUACAAAGAAUAUGUUUAAUAUCUUUCAGAAAGAACUUAAGGAUAGUUACUCCAUGCUUCAUGAGAGGUUGUCGAAGGAUGGCGCAAGUGCUACUUAUGCCGUUUGGAAUAUAGAUCGCGAGGCUGAGAGGAAAAAGACGGUAAAGCAUCAUGUUGUUUUCGAUGCAUCCAAAGAUAAAAGAAUUAAGUGCUCUUGUGCGAAAUUUGAGAUGGAAGACUCAUUUUUUGAAGAAGUUGAGAAUUCCAAGAUUGAGAAGGAACAUAACGACAAUGGAAAUGAGAGCAAUGCCAGCAAUAAGAUGCCUACUUCAUCCAUACCCAUCUCUAUAGAGGAAGCAACUCAAAUCACUAUUCGUGAUCCAGAUAAGCCUAUUGCCACGAAGGGACGACCAACACAAGCUACCAGAAUUAAGUCCGGAAUUGAGAUAGCACAAGAAAAGACUUGUAUGGACACGCCAACAAUUCUCUCACGUGAUACAACAAUAGUUAAAGAUGAAAACAAAUAUACAGCCCUUGACCUUGAAGGCGAGGACCAUGGUUUACUAUCUACGACAAGUUUUUUCUCUCAGGCAUCCGAGCAUGAGCAGAAUGUUGAUGAGCCUAUUGGCGUUGAAAAUGGUGAAGGUAAUUUUGUUGUUGAUCCAUAUAUUGGAAUGGAGUUCUCUACUCAUGAGGAAGCUUAUAAUUUCUACAAUGCAUACGCCAGACUAAAGGGAUUUGGUAUUCGCAAGGGUCACACAACUUGGUCGAGAAAGAAAGAUGCAAUCAUAUCUAGAAUAUAUGUAUGUGACAAGGAAGGAUUUAAAUUUUUAAAAGAUAAAAGAGAAGAAGGGCGGAAUGUAAUUCGAAAGUUCGAUACAAGAUGUGGAUGCAACGCAAGGAUGGUUAUUGGACUUGAUAGAAGCACUGAAAAAUGGGUGGUCCGAAAUUUAAACAUUAAUCAUAAUGGUCAUCCAUUAACCACCCCAAAUCGGGUAAAGAAGCACUACUCACAUCGGACACUUCAUCGAGCUCAAUCGACAAAAAGGUUGAUAGAUACUAUUGACAAUCAAGGUUUACGACCUUCUACCAUUUGUAAGGUUUUAGACGUUGCUCAUGGAAAUGAACAAGGCUCUCUCACUCAACAAGAAUGCCAAGCACAACUUAGACUUAAACGAAGAAACAACGUCGGCCAUGAGUGCGUGAACAUAGUUCGUCAAUUUCAAGAGAAAAAGGUAUCUGAUCCUCAAUUUUACUUCGCACUUGAUUUAGAAAAUGAUGGGACGAUGAGAAGUGUUUUUUGGAUGGAUGGUAGGUCGAGGACUUCUUACUUGCAAUUUGGAGAUGUUGUUUGCUUUGAUGUUACAUAUAGAACGAACAAUUUAAAAUUGCCGUUUGCACCAUUUACGGGCGUUAACCAUCAUCGACAGUCUACUCUAUUUGGGUGUGCGUUACUGGCCGAUGAAACGGAGGAGACGUUUAUAUGGUUAUUUAGCCAAUGGUUAAAAUGUAUGUCGGGUAUAGCACCAGUAACAAUCAUCACUGAUCAAGAUAAAGCUAUGUGUGGUGCUAUUCACAAAGUUUUUCCUAAAACUCGCCAUCGCUUUUGUUCUUGGCACCUUCGUAGGAAUGCCUUACAAAAUCUUCAAUCAAUGCAUAAUGAUUAUGGUGAGGAUGUUGGUGUAAAGUAUAACAAAUGGUAUUGGAGUAAAUCGGAAGAAAAAUUUGAAAAGCGUUGGGAAGAAAUGAGGGACAAAUAUGGUGCAGAUAAAAGGAGUUGGUUAGUAAAUUUAUACAAUCAUCGAGAUCAUUGGGCUCCAGUGUAUCUUAAAGACACUUUUACUGCAGGAAUGACAUCUACUCAGCGGAGUGAGGGAAUUAAUGCUUUUUUUGAUCAUUUUGUGAAUGUAAAUACCGAGUUACAUGAUUUUGUUAAGCAGUAUGAUAAUGCUGUCAGAGCUCGCCGAGCCGCUGAACUUGAGCAAGAUUUUAAGUCCACAAACUCAGUUCCUACAUUGAUAAUUGAACAUCCCAUUGAAAAACAAGCUCGGGAGAAUUAUACGAAGAAUCUGUUUACUAUCUUUCAGAAAGAACUCAAGGAUAGUUACUCCAUGCUUCAUGAAGGAGUAGAUAAAGAAAAUGAACAUAACGACAAUGGAAAUGAGAGCAUUACUAGCAAUAAGAUGCCUACUUCAUCCAUACUCAUCUCUGUAGAGGAAGCAACUCAAAUCACUAUUCGUGAUCCAGAUAAGCCUAUUGCCACGAAGGGACGACCAACACAAGCUACCAGAAUUAAGUCCGGAAUUGAGAUAGCACAAGAAAAGAGUAAAAAAAACAAAGAUUUUGUGGAUUUUAUGAAAAAUGUUACAGGUGGUGAUCGAGAAAGGUAA
Molecule: messenger RNA, 4683 nt
Organism: Asparagus officinalis (garden asparagus)
Lineage: Eukaryota; Viridiplantae; Streptophyta; Magnoliopsida; Asparagales; Asparagaceae
Exons: 7
Coding region: 784-4683 (1299 amino acids)
Biological process (GO): regulation of DNA-templated transcription
Source: RefSeq, a predicted model, not a curated record